Molecule: messenger RNA, 2328 nt
Organism: Eruca vesicaria subsp. sativa (arugula)
Lineage: Eukaryota; Viridiplantae; Streptophyta; Magnoliopsida; Brassicales; Brassicaceae
Source: the annotation of a GenBank genome assembly
AUGCCUCUAAUGCGAAACCCUAGAUUCUUCUUCUCUCUUCUCAAAUGGGUAUCUCUCGAAACUCAGAUUAAAUCCUUAAACCCUCAGAUUUCCGGAAUUAGGUCUCAUCUUCGUCACACCUUAAACCCGAGGUAUCUCGCCACCGGCGAGAAACUGAGCGUUAAAACCCGAAUCGAGAAUCAAAGAAAGGCUCAGGCUGCGAUGUUGGAUUACUUCUACAUCACGAGAGGGUUACAGUAUCUAGUCGCAGAGAGCAUGAGUAAGAACGCUCCUCUUUUCAACGACAAUCUCUUACAGAAGCUGGAUUGUGAUACUCCCGAUGAUGAUUCUGACAUUGCUCUAUCGAUCACUAGGUUUCUACGGUUCCAUCCCAUAAACGAAUUCGAGCCUUUCUUCGAGAGUUUAGGCCUUAAGCCAUCAGAGUACAGUUGUCUCCUUCCUAGUGAUAAGAUGUUUUUGAACGAAGAUUCCUUUUUGCUUGAGAAUUAUAAUACUUUUUGGAUAUAUGGGAUUGGGUUGAAGCAGAUGGGGAAGAUCUUUAAGGAAGCUAGGGAGGUUUUUGGGUAUGAGAGUGGGGUUUUAGCUUCAAAGAUUAAGGCUUUUGAGGAUUUGGGAUUGAGUAAGUCGUUUGUAUCGAAGAUUAUUGUUUGUAGCCCGAGGAUAUUGAUUGGGGAUAUGAAUGUUGAAGUGGCUAAGGCUUUAGAGAUUCUGAGAUGUGUAGGAGUUGGGGUUGAUUGGGUUGAUGAGAACUUGUCAGAGGAGGAGGAGGAUGUGUCUUAUGAUUGGAGGUCUAUGCACAGAGUUUUAAGCUUGCUUAGAGAUCUCUUUUUGGAUGAUAGUGAGCUACGUGAGUUGAUCAAGAAGCAUCCAAGACUUGUUUUUGAGGAUUCAGGGGAAUGGACUUUGUUUCUAGCUGGGUUUCUAACCAAGUUUGGUUCAUCUAAGAGGGAACUCUCUUCGUUUUUUCUAAAGUUUCCGGGAAUUGAGGUAAAGAAAUGUGUUUUGAAUCUGAGAAAUUGUUUAGUGUUCCUGAAGCAGAUCAAGAUGGAGUGUGAUGAGAUGGGUAAAAUUUUUCGUGCUCACUCCUUUUGGCUUGGUGCAUGUUCUUUGAAGAAACCGAGAACCUUACUUGAUAGACUGAACGUUGGGACUAGGAGGCUUUGUCAGGUCAUCGAAGAAAACCCAGAGGUGAUGAAAAAAUGGAGGAUGGGUUUAAAGGUGCAGCCACUACCUCCUACAGGGGAAGAGGAAACGUCGAGGUUAAUGAAGACACAGUUCUUGAUCAACCUCGGAUAUGAGGAGAACUCAGAGGAGAUGGAGAGAGCUGUCAAGAAAUUCCGUGGGAGAGGAUCAGAACUCCAACAGAGAUUCGAUUUCCUUGUCAGCUUGGGUCUGAAUGAGAAGGAUGUUCGAAAUAUGGUGAACGCUUUCCCUCAGAUCCUGUGUCAAGCGUCUGAUCUUCUGGAAGCAAAGGUUAACUACAUUGUCAACGAACUUGGCUAUCCGUUUUCGAUCUUUGUGACUUUCCCUUCGUGUCUAGUGUUUACUCUCCAGCGGAUGAAGCUCAGAUUAGGGAUGAUUCCGUUUAUGGAAGGCAAAGUAAAGGCAAUGAGCAGUUUACUUGGGUGCUCGGACCAACAUUUUGUGUCUCACUAUGUAAAUCGCCACCCUGAUGGGCCUAAACAUUGGGAGGAUUUGAAGAAACAGAUUCUCUACGAGUAGAACAACUAGUUUCCUUUAUUUCUUUGGUGUUCAAGAUUAACAAGAUCAACCAAGGCAUCUAGAUAUAGGAUUCACCACAACAAUACACUGAGCAACAAGUACGACGGCAAUCCCCAAAUCACUGUUCAUAUCAGAUGUAAUAUUCAUAGCUUCCACUUGGGGGACCUUGAGAUUGUUGUGGUCGAAAUAUUAUGUGACUAAAUUAGAGUAUCAUCACUUCGAGUAUCAGAGCUGGAGCAGCUAAGGUACUACAAGUCAUGCUCGUCCGUGGCUAGGCUUUACUCCAAUCUUUCUGCAUCCUCGGUUUUUUUCUGGAACCGUGAGGAGGUUCUCUUUUCGUUUAGGGAAUCCAUUUUUUUUUUGCGGAGAUCACCGGUUUACAUGAAGGAAGAUGGAGGUAAUAGGCUAUCAAGUUUACCUGUGCCAAGGGCUUAAAAUGACAAAAACAAAAGCUAAAAAGAUUCCGUCUCUGGAGCUGGAGGAAUGAUGUUCUUGAUUUUUUGGGCUAUUCAGUUUUGGAGAAUAAAAUAUGUACUUAAAACCAUGUUUUGGUUUGGUUCUGUCUGUCAAAUUAUAAUUGUAUCAAAAUGGCUUUCUUUGCCUCCG